Messenger RNA from Camarhynchus parvulus, 2529 nucleotides. RefSeq names its product kinesin-like protein KIF20A. The record is from RefSeq and is a predicted model, not a curated record. Gene Ontology annotation, molecular function: ATP binding; microtubule binding; microtubule motor activity. The coding region runs from base 58 to 2529 and encodes 823 amino acids. The transcript has 19 exons. Lineage: Eukaryota; Metazoa; Chordata; Aves; Passeriformes; Thraupidae. Gene Ontology annotation, biological process: microtubule-based movement.
CCGGCGCGGGCCUGGCUCGCGGGUUCCCGCGCGCGCCGAGUUCCUCUGCAGAGAACGAUGGCUGAUGAGGGGAAAAGCUGUGUUCCCACGGAAGUGUGUGAUGUAUUGGAAUCGGUUUCUUUUCUGAGUGUAGAGGGUAAAGCUUCAACCUUGGAGUCAACAGUAUUGCCUAAUACAGAGGAACAGCAGGUGUAUGAACCUUUGAAAGUCUUCUUGAGAGUGAGGCCCUUUUCUAUAGCAGAGCUUGAAAGCCAUGAAUCCCAGGGUUGUGUAACUAUUGAAGAUGCACAAACAGUAAUUCUUAAUGCACCCAAAGAGUCUUCUGCAAUGAAAAACAGUGAAAGAGGGAUUGGUCAUGCUGUGCACAGCUUCACCUUUUCUCAGGUCUUUGGACCAGAAACUACUCAGAGUGAAUUUUUUGAAGGCUCAAUGAAAGAUAUCAUAAGAGCAUAUAUUAAUGGAGUGAAUGGACUGGUAUUUACUUAUGGAGUUACAAAUGCAGGCAAGACAUUCACUAUCCAAGGGACUUCAAAAGAUCUUGGUAUUUUACCUCGCUCACUUGAUGUGAUUUUUAACCACCUAAGAGGAAGACAUUACCUGAAGAUGAACUUCAAACCAUAUUUGAGCAAUGAUGUUAAGAAACUAGAGGAUGAACAAGUUAAGCAAGAAGAAGCCUUAAAAACUGCUAUUCUUGCAUCACUCAAAGAGGAGACAGAGAGUAUCUCAAAUACUAUAACAAAUUUCUGUGAUGUGAAGUUGGAUUCUUCUAACUGUACUUCAGACAAUCACCCUUCUAACUCCCUAGCAGAGAAGAACUUUGUACCACUUGAUGUUCAUAAGACUAAUAUGCAGCAAAGAACACAAGCAUCUGUGUGGAUUUCCUUUUGUGAAAUCUACAAUGAAUAUGUGUACGACUUAUUGAGUAUUUUAUCUACAUCAAAACCUCAAAGGCGCCGAGUUUUAAGAAUUUGUGAAGAUCAAGGAGGAAAUUGUUACAUUAAAGAUUUAAAGUGGAUUAAUGUUCAGAGCACUGAAGAAGGCUGCAGACUACUGAAAAUAGGAAACAAGAACCGCAGCUUUGCCUGUACUAGAAUGAAUGAGCAAUCAAGUAGGAGUCACAGUAUAUUUUCCAUCAGGCUACUCAAGCUAACUGAUGAGCAUCAGCCACGUGUUCUUGGAGUAUCAGAGUUGUCCUUCUGUGACUUGGCUGGUUCAGAGAGGUGUAAUAAAACACAUGUAUUUGGAGACAGACUGAAAGAAGCAGGAAAUAUUAAUAAUUCUCUUCACAUCCUUGGGAAGUGCAUUGCAGCACUGAAGCAAAAUCAAAACCCAAAGAUGAAGCCAAGCUAUAUUCCAUUCAGAGAGAGUAAGCUGACUCGUCUGUUUCAGCCAUUUUUCUGUGGGAAAGGCAAAGCUUGUAUGAUUGUAAACAUCAAUCAGCAUACUUCCACAUAUGAUGAAACACUGCAUGUAAUGAAAUUUUCAGCUCUAGCCAGACAGGUUAUCCAGACAAUCCUGCCCAAAAAUUUUGGUUAUUUUCCACCAAAGCUAGUUGGAGGUGAUGGCAAACCUAUGAUGCACUUUGAUGCUAACACAUCUGUAGAUGACUUUGCUGACAGUACUGAAACCUCUGCAGAAGAGGAAGUGGACAUCACCAUUCUGAGUCAUGAGGACCUCUUGAAAGCUGCAGAGGACUUAAAGGAGAAGGUAGCUGCAGAAAGGCGGAGUAAGCUCCUUCUGGAGGUGAAGAUCCGUAAAGAGAUGGCAGAAGCAAUGUUUCAACAGCUGCUGGAAACAGAGGAAGCCUGGAGCAACCGCCUGGAAGACAUGAAAGACAGCUAUGAAGAAAAACUAGAGAGCAAAUUUGAAAUGUAUAAAGAGGCCAUUAAGAAACAUGCAUAUAUGUGUGCAAUGGAACAAAUUGAAGAGCAUUAUGUUCCCAUAGAGGAAUUUUUAGCUGAACAAGAGAAAGUUGAGGAUAGAGAGAGGAAAAUACUGCAACUGGAAAGGCAACUUGAUGAGCAGUCAGGGAGGCUGUUGGCUCUGGGAAGUCUGAGCUCGGAUAUUCCAGCUUCUGAAAAUAACGUGGAAGGAGGUCUUAUGGACAGCACAUUAAAGAGAGCCAAUGAAGGAUUGCAGAAACAAUGUGAAGAGAAGGAAGAGCUUAUAAAAUCUCUGAAGUUUAAAAUACAGAAACUAAACGAAACCCUGCUAGAAGCUAAUGAAGGAUACAGAAAAAUGGCAGAAGAAAACAGUCAACUGAAGCACACAAUCAUGCUCAAGGACCAAGAAAUGAAUAGUCUUCAGAACUGGGCUAAACGUGUUCUUGAGCUUGAAGAAACAGUGUCUUCCCUGCAAAAGGAGCUUGAAGAACAGAAAAAGAAUUUCUUUGCAGAGGAGUCAAAACAGCAGAAACCCAGGAGAGGUUUGCUGGCUAACCUGAAAUCCACAGUAGCAUCCACUGCUAGUACACCUCUUGGUAAAGGCUGGGGGAAGUAUGAAGAGACUUUACCCUAUUCAAGAAAAUAA